This is a messenger RNA of Yamadazyma tenuis ATCC 10573, 4927 nucleotides long. The record is from RefSeq and is a predicted model, not a curated record. NCBI's taxonomy places the organism in Eukaryota, Fungi, Ascomycota, Pichiomycetes, Serinales, Debaryomycetaceae.
AUGUCAGGUGACAGUCCCCAUACAACCCCCUCACGCAAGUCGUUGCGUCGCAAACCGCCGCCGGCUUUCCCCCAACCUAAUGGGCCUGAAAACGCUGAGUUUGCCCCUUCGGCGUCUCCUUCAAUCCUCCACAUUUCGACUCCCGCCAUUGGUAUUUCAGAGGCAUAUGAUAACCAUGUGUUCCAACCAGUGGGCCUAGAAGGAGGUCUGUAUCGCCCUAUGGGGCCCAAGGAGUUGCCCGAAUAUGAUCCAAAUGUCACAAACUAUGAUCCGAUGGGAUACGAGACUUUUGAAAGAUCUCCACCGUACCCGGUCCAGGACCCAGCUUUUAUCGAGAGUCCGGUGGAUAUGGAGCCCAUGUCACCAUCGCGAGAUCCCUGGCAAACGACGUUCACACCAAGCCGAAAAGCAGAGAUUUUGGACCAAUCUACCACAACACCCACCAAAAUUCCUUUCCUUGGAAUCCCCAGUCUAAGUGCUAAUGGGCGGCAACGCCGGACCCCGUCUCCAGAACGCAUCAACACCUUUUCUACCCCCGUUCCUCGCGCAAGCCGGUCCCCGUCUCCAAAAAAGUUGUACGGGCGGUCUCCGUCGUUGAUCUAUGAUCGAUUCCAACGGGAUACAGCUGACGAGUUGGUGUUUGACGACAGUUUUGUGGAGAAUGACGAAGAGUUAGUGGAACCAGAAUGGGAGCCCAUUCAUGAUUCUGACUAUGAAUCGGAGCCCGAAGAGUCUCCUACUACCGGAUUUUUUGACUACUCGAUUUUGCCAGACUUACCUUCUGCCAUCACCAAAGAAGAGUCUACUGAUGGGUCGCCCACGAAGCGGAUGACCUUGAACUCGGCCAUCUCGUUUGUGAAGGGAAAUACCUAUUUUGAUGAAGAAGGACUCGUUAGGAUGGGAACAAGGAAAAAGAAUGAGGACCUUCCUCCCGUACCGCUAGAUCUCCCCAAGUUACCGUUCUCGUCGUCUUCACUCGUGAGCCGCCAUUUCUCCGAGUGCCCAAACGUGUGGUGCUUAAGCGAUGUGUUUUCGUGGUGCUUGAAGCUACGGAUGUGGAUCCACGACCAGCUUAUUCUGAAAAAGGAGUUCAAGAGGGCCUUGAUCAAGUUGUUGGUGUACCACAAAAGAGACGUUCCGCUCGAUACCAUUGGCCCUAACGUGGAUCAGAUUGUACUGAGCUUGGUGUCGGCAGGGGCCAUCGCCUUUGACUAUGGAACUCUACCCAACGAAGAUGGUGAAAAGGCUUUACCCAAUCCCGUGGGGAUUCCAGAUGACGGAAAACCCACCAAAUCGAACCCCGGCGUAAUUCUUUAUGAAGGAGUCCAUGUCAGUGGUGUGUUAGUGGAUCUCACUAGUUGUUACUGUAAUAGUCGAGAUCACAAACAUGAGAAUGAGCUUAAACUUGGUGAUGUCAAGUUGAGGUGUUUUUCCUCACAGUGCUACCUCAAUAGAGUUCUCGACUAUGAAGCGAAGUUCAGAAACACGGAUAUCAAUGAAAUAGUGUUGGGAGAAGACUGGGCUUCUCAUUGGAAAUUGACAGCUGACGACUUGAAACAAUACGAUAAAGAUGUGUCCAAGAAGCAGUCGUUAUUGUUCGAUUUGUUGAGAUACGAACAAACCUUCAUUCAAAGGGCGAAGUGCUUUGUUGAGGUAGUGGGCCCCGAUUUUGUCAAAGCGGUUCGAACUCUCAUAGGAUCUCAGCAGAUCGUACUGAUGGGAAAGUUCGAUGAUGACGUUAUAAAUCCCGGGAAGGAAUUGCUUCAAAUACAUCAAAAGUCUCUCUUCGAACCCUUACUCAAGAUUUUGAUCUCAAACGGGAAAUUCAUAAAGGAUAUCGUCGAUAUCGGUAACAUAUACUACAACUGGUCUCAAGUGGUCAAACCAGCCCUCUUGAAAUACAUGAGUACGGUUCCAAUGAUAGAGGAACUAUUGAAUACCCCUGUUAUCAAACAAUGGGUCGAUGUUAAUGUUAGGAAAAUGACUCGAGUUAAAGAACUCAAAGUCAAUGGCCCUCUCUUAUUUAUGAGCACGUUUAACUCUCGUUACCAGCAGCUACCUUUACAGUUAUCUGAUAUCGUGUCGCAGUUUGAUGAGACCGAUUCCGACUAUGCUGCUUUAAUGAAGGCUGUAAAUGGUAUUAAAAGAACUGCUGCCAGAGUGAACGAGAUGAAGAGCCAUGCCGAUAACAUCCACUGCCUUAAACGGAUUCUGCAACAGCUUGUAUGGAAGAGCAAUGUUGCAAAGCCGAACCUCAACAUUGGAUCAGAAAAUAGAAGGCUCAUCUAUAGAGGAGAUUUGACAAGAAAAGGUGACUUGAGGAUCAAUUCUUCCCUAAAUCAAAUAAUUCUUUUGGACAAUUACAUGCUUAUAACAGACAGAAUCAAAAAUAGCAAAAGCCCUAUGGCCCAAUAUAGGGUAGUAGAGAAUCCUAUCCCAGUGGAGUUUUUAUUGGUAGAAGUGAGGGAAAAGGAAUCUCCUACAAUUGAGUUGAAUUCAAUCACAAAGACUCUUACUCUGCUGCCACAACAAGCGUACCCCAGACAUGAACUUCUUGUCGACCAAGAAGACCCUUCCAUAUAUCCUUUCAAGGUAAGACACGCAGGUCAUGGAAAAAACAAUUCCUUUGUGUUUUCUACAAAAACAGAAAGAGAUAGAACCAUUUGGGUAAACCAUUUAAUGGACGCCCGUUCAAACUUGUGUUCACGGUUGAACAAAGUCGAACCAUACAACUUGAAGCUCAUAUCAAACACGUGCUUUGCCUACGAAGAAUCCAACAGGGUCACCAAGUUGCAGUCGUUGAGUCCAAAUGACCCCAUCGAAAAAAUGUCGACAAACUCUCUAAGCAUCAUGAAUAGUUUGGGGUAUACUGGCGACCUUUAUUCGUUCAGUAAUACAUCCAAACAUGUUGUUUUCAGUACCGUUAGGUCCUCGGCGAGCUUUGCCUAUAACAGCACCAAUUUCUUCUUCGUUGGAACUAGCAGUGGAGUGUACUGCAGUGACAUGGUCCAUGGUUGGAAGCGGGUGGUACUGAUUAGUGACACCACCAAGAUAUCGGUUCUUCCAAAGAUCAACUUGGUGAUAAUGUUGAGCAAUAACAGCUUGAGAUAUUACCCGUUAGACGUUUUGAUCAACUACUACUACGGCAGAAGGGAUACUGUAAGUAGUGUAGCCUUAUCAAGUGAUGCGGUUUCGUUUUUUGAGGUGGACAAGCACCGAGAGAUCACGAUGCUUUUCUAUGCCAAGAAGAAGGGAAACUCUUCUGGAGCCACCAACUUCAAGGUUUGUGUACCAGAAACCGACAAUGACGGAAUUUUUAGUGCCUUUAAAGUGGUGAAGAAGUUCUACGUGCAAGCCGAGUGUUUUGGAAUCUCCAUCUUCAACAGCUCAUUUGCUGUCUACACCAGUAAAGGAAUCGAAAUUCUUGAACUCGAUAAGCUCCUCCCCAGAUCGGUCCCUGAGAUUCCUAAUUUGGAUUCACUGACCAAAAAGAUCGACGUUUAUUCCCGAAGAUCACUCCCAACCACCCCAAAUGCCCCUGAGAUCGACAACAUACGGAGAGCCAUCUAUGGCACCAGCUCCAAGCCCAUGGGGAUGUUCAAGCUCAAUAACAACUCGGAGUUCCUCUUGGUAUAUAACGAGUGUGCGGUGUUCAUCAACAAGCAUGGAAAGCUCUCGCGGUUCUCAAUGCUUCGUUUUGACUACAAGGCUCGCUCCAUAGGAUUCCAGGACAACCAUCUCUUCAUUGUGUGUGAAGAGGCCAUUGAAGUAUGGUCCAUCAGUGACUUUGUCAAAGGUACCAACCGGCUCAUCCAGGUAACAGUAGGAAAAGGCAUCCGAAUGGUCAAUCUGCAGUCUUUGAUCUUCUCCAUGGCCAACCCCACUGUUCCUGGACUUCAAUUGGUGUUCCAGCUCCUGACCAAAUCACAUUAACAUUAGUGUAUAUUAUGUAACUUAUGCGUAUAUCGGCCGAAUCGGUAGUGGACCUCGGCAGUAGGUGCAACUCCGCGCGAAACUUGGGGAAACUUUGCAAACCUCACCAACCGCAGUUCUUUUUACAAAAGAUAUACAAUGGUUGAUUUUAAUGUCCAAGGCAAGGUUGCUGUAGUUACAGGAGGUACCAGAGGAUUGGGUCUCUACUGUGCUGAGGCAUUUGUGUUGAACGGGGCCUCCGCAGUGGUGAUUUCAUCUAGAAAACAGAAGGCAUGUGAUGAAUCCAAGAAGUACUUGGAAAAAUUGGCUGCUGACAACGGGAAAACUUGCCGGGUGAUUGGAAUUGCUGCCGACGUUUCAAAGGAGAGCGACUGUAACCUCUUGUUCGAAGAGACCAGCAAACAUUUCAAGAAAGUCGACAUUUUGGUUGCUAAUGCUGGUGCUACUUGGGGGGCCCCCAUUGGAGAUCAUCCGAUCUCAGCCAUGCACAAGGUAUUGGCAUUAAACGUGGUGGGAGUAUUCAACUGUAUCCAGUUGUUUACUCCUUUGUUGGAAGAAGCUGGGACCCCCGAAGAUCCGGCCCGAGUAGUUAUCAUGUCUUCUGUGGCCUCUAUUGUGUCUUUAGAUGCAGCAGGAGUAUACGGUUACACUGCCUCCAAGGCCGGUGUCAGCCACAUGGGAAAGUCAUUGGCACUUCAGUUGGGUCCCCGGAACAUCACUGUCAACUCGCUUGCUCCUGGCUACUUCCCAACCAAGAUGGCCAACGGACUUAUUGAAGUGGCUGGAGACAUUUUGGUGGACACCAACCCCAGAAGAAGAUUAGGAGAGAAAGAAGACAUCCAAAGUGCCAUUUUGUUUCUCUGCUCCAAACAAUCCAACUACAUCAACGGAGUGGUAUUGCCAUUGGACGGUGGCACGCACUUGGCUCCAGGUGCACGGUUGUAAAACCUGAUGAUGUUGUAGUAAAUAUCAAUGUACGAUUGAAAUUUAAAAG